ACGCUGCCCAAGCAGCAGCAGCUGCCUCAUUGCCCCAACACCCCCCUGUCCACGCAGAGCUUCCCAACUCGGAGUUCGACUCUCACGCAUACGCUGCUAUGCUUCAACAUUGUAUCCGAAACGGUGACUCGAAUUCCGCAAUGGUUCUUCACUGCGGGAUCUUGAAGAAAGGUGGUUGCUUGGACUUGUUUGCUCUCAACAUUCUUAUUAAUAUGUAUGUGAAAGCGGGUAUGCUGUCUAAUGCCACUACGCUGUUUGACGAAAUGUCUGAAAGAAAUACUAUUUCUUUUGUUACGUUGAUCCAGGGAUUUGCGGACUCUCAACGUUUUGUUGAUUCCGUAGAGUUGUUUCGCCGGCUGCAUACAGAAGGCCAUGAGCUUAACCAAUUUGUUUUUACUACAAUUUUGAAGUUACUUGUGAGGAUGGGAUGGGCUGAGCUGGCUUGGACCAUCCAUGCUUGUAUUCAUAAGCUUGCACAUGGCUCUAAUGCCUUUGUUGGGACUGCUCUCAUUGAUGCCUACUCUGUUUGCAGCCACGUUGAUGUUUCUAGGGAUGUUUUUGAUGAGAUUGUUUGUAAGGAUAUGGUAGCUUGGACUGGGAUGGUAGCAUGCUAUGCUGAGAAUGGCUGUUUUGAAGAAGCACUCAAACUCUUCAGUCAAAUGCGGAUGAUUGGAUUCAAGCCUAACAAUUAUACUUUUACGGGUGUGCUUAAGGCCUGUGUUGGUUUAGAGGCCUUAAAUGAAGGGAAGAGCGUCCAUGGGUGUGUAAUGAAAUCAUGUUAUGAAGGGGAUCUAUAUGUGGGUACUGCAUUGCUUGAUAUGUACACCAAGUUUGGGGAUGUUGAGGAGGCUCGACAAGUAUUUCAAGAGAUACCCAAAAAUGACGUGGUUCCUUGGAGCCUCAUGGUUUCACGGUGUGCUCAGAGUGACCGUUGUGAAGAGGCUCUGGACUUGUUUUGUCGGAUGAGGCAAGCAUUUGUUGUUCCCAACCAGUUUACAUAUGCUAGCACACUUCAAGCUUGUGCAACUAUGGAGCGUCUAGAUUUUGGGAAGCAAAUCCAUUGCCAUGUAAUCAAGGUUGGUCUUGAUUCAGAUGUCUUUGUUUCAAAUGCUCUCAUGGGUGUCUAUGCUAAAUGCGGAAAGUUAGAGAAUUCUAUGGACUUAUUUGUGGAAUCACCAAAUAGAAAUGAUGUAUCUUGGAACACGAUGAUUGUUGGAUAUGUUCAGUUAGGUGAUGGGGAGAAGGCGUUGGCUUUGUUUUCAAAUAUGCUUAGAUGCCAAGUGCAGGCUACAGAAGUGACGUACUCUAGUGCGCUCCGUGCUUCUGCUAGCCUAGCAGCAUUGGAGCCAGGAGUUCAGAUACAUUCUAUAACGGUCAAAACCAUAUAUGACAAAGAUACUGUAGUGGGUAAUUCUUUAAUAGACAUGUAUGCUAAGUGUGGGAGCAUCAAAGACGCCCGCCUGGUGUUUGAUAAGUUGAAGCAACGAGAUGAGGUUUCAUGGAAUGCGAUGAUCUCAGGAUAUUCUAUGCAUGGUCUUGGCCUGGAGGCUCUAAAGAUUUUUGAAAUGAUGCAGGAAACAAAUUGCAAACCGAACAAGUUAACUUUUGUCGGUAUUUUGUCAGCAUGUAGCAAUGCAGGACUAUUAGAUCAAGGACAGGCUUAUUUUAAUUCUAUGGUGCAGAACUAUAACGUUGAACUGUGCGUAGAGCACUAUACUUGUAUGGUCUGGCUGUUAGGGAGAUCAGGCCAUCUUGAUAAGGCUGUGAAGUUGAUUCAGGAAAUCCCAUUUGAACCUAGUGUUAUGGUAUGGCGUGCUUUGCUCGGAGCUUGUGUUAUCCAUAAUGAUGUGGAACUUGGAAGGAUUGCUGCCCAGCAUGUUCUUGAAAUGGAUCCCCAAGAUGAUGCUACCCACGUGUUAUUGUCAAACAUAUAUGCCACUGCAAGGAGAUGGGAUAACGUGGCUUCUGUCAGAAAAAACAUGAAAAGGAAAGGAGUAAAGAAGGAACCCGGCCUAAGUUGGAUUGAGAACCAGGGCACAGUUCAUUAUUUCAGUGUGGGGGAUACUUCACAUCCUGACAUGAAACUGAUCAACGGGAUGCUGGAAUGGUUGAAAAUGAGAACUUUAAAGGCAGGACAUGUUCCCAAUUAUAGUGCCGUUUUGCUUGAUGUGGAGGAUGAUGAAAAGGAGCGCUUCUUGUGGGUACACAGUGAAAGGUUAGCUCUAGCAUUUGGGUUAAUUAGAACAUCACCUGGGAGCCCUAUUCGUAUCAUUAAAAACCUUCGAAUAUGUGUGGAUUGCCAUGCCACAGUGAAGUUAAUAUCAAAAGUAGUGCAGCGAGAUAUUGUUGUUCGAGAUAUCAAUCGAUUCCAUCACUUUCAGAAUGGAAUUUGCUCUUGUGGUGAUUACUGGUGAUUGAUCUGCCUUAUUGGGAUCUAUGAUUCCUGGAGGGUUGAACUGAUGAAGUCACCUUGUUCUCAAGGUAAUGCGCUCCAUCCCAGGAAAUUGUCAUUCGUAAAGUAGGAGCGCUUGUCAUUGACUCAACUUGCUUUUGAGAUCAGCAAGAACAAACUAAUGUCUAAGGUGUGUAACUAAAAGUGAGAGAAGAUGUGGAGCUUGAUACGUCAGCACCAGUUUGUAAGCGGUACACAGUGUGUUCUGUUGUCAAAGCAAGAGAAUAUUAAGGUGCCUCUGUUUGACAGCGAGACUCCUCCUAUUCAAGACCAGUCUGAUUCUGAGAAUGUUGGUGGGAAAGGUAACUUAUAGAAGGCUAAAUAUAGUCAGUUUCAGGAGAUUGCUUAUGUCAAUUUUUUGAUCAGGUUAGAGUGUUGCUUUUGUUAAGCUUUCAGGAAUUUAGAGGUCUUGAAUAUACUUCCAAGUCACACAAGCUUGUCAGAAUCUUAUCUGGCCAAUGGUGAUUAUUAGAAGAGAUUGGUGAAACUAUUUGGAACUUGUAUGAGAAUAUUUACAUGCUAGAUUUUAGAGCCCUUUGAAGUACACACAUAUAAAUCUUGAAACUGUAACAGCUAGUCGUACAGGUCUAAAUUCAAAAUUGUUGUAGCAUCAUUGAAGUGGCUGCCAAUGAUGGUCUUUGUAUCAUGCAAUGGAUAUGUAUCCUUAAUUAAUUAUACUCAAUUUUGAUCAUCUGGCCCCUAAAUUUUGUUGUCAUGCUCAAACCCUGUUUCAUUACGUAGUCAUAGGUCAAUUAUUUU
Molecule: messenger RNA, 3211 nt
Organism: Prunus dulcis (almond)
Lineage: Eukaryota; Viridiplantae; Streptophyta; Magnoliopsida; Rosales; Rosaceae
Product: putative pentatricopeptide repeat-containing protein At5g13230, mitochondrial
Exons: 3
Coding region: 99-2414 (771 amino acids)
Biological process (GO): RNA modification
Molecular function (GO): protein binding; zinc ion binding; RNA binding
Source: RefSeq, a predicted model, not a curated record